AUGGCUCACGUCGACAGCCCCGGCUCCGACCGGGCCUCAUCCCCGGGCCCAGCUGGCGGCCGCGACGGCCCGGCCAAGGACGAUGCCGCCCUCGGCGGCAAAGGCGCAGCGUCGGCGUCGGCGUCGGCGGCUGCGCCGAACAAGAAACGCUCCGCCCGGGCCUGCCUCUCCUGCCGGGCCCGCAAGGUCAGGUGCAACGUCGCCCUGCACGGCGCCCCCUGCACCAACUGCCGCCUCGACGAGGUCGAGUGCGUCGUCAAGCCCCGCACCCGCAAGUGGCACCUCGCCGCCGCCAUGGCCGCCGAGGCCGCCGUCGCCCAGCAGAAGAGCCUCGCGCCCAUGCUGCCGCCGCCGCAACGGCACCAACUGCAGCCGCCGCCGCCGCAGCAGACGCACCACCUCCAGCAGCAGAUGCCCAUCAGCGACGCCUUCUCGCUGAUCAACGACCUCGUCGCUGACGGCGGGCAGGUCCUGCAGCAGCAGCAGCAGCAGCAGCAUACUCAGCCGUCCAUUGGCAUCGAUAACUCGUUCCGGGCCGAGAUCACGGCCUCGGAGCCGUCAUUCUUCCUAGGGCCGGAUCUGCAGCUUGGCGGCACCGGAGCCACCGGAGGCGUCGGCGAGACAGAGGACUUUUUGACCUCGCUGACGGAUGACUCCCUGAAUUCAUUAGACGGGAGGCUCGAGGACAGACCGGACAACGACUUUCAGUUCUCCAACUUUAGCCUCGAGAAGGAGCAGAGCAGUGAUAUCUUCGCUCCGCCCUUCCAGUCCGCCCUGACUGCCCGGCCGGGCGCCUUCAUGCUCUUCUCGUGCUUCCCCUUCAUCGAGGCCGAUGCUCUCUACCGCCUACCGCCUGAGGAUGCCACAUUUCUCGAGCAGAAGGGGUGCUUUCAUAUCCCUACGCGUACUAUCCUGGAUGAGUUCAUGCAGCAGUACUUCCUCCACAUCCACCCCAUCUUCCCGCUCCUCAACGAGCGCGACUUUUGGACGGCCUACUCGGCCAGGACGCCCGGUGGUGCUCGGAUACCGCUGUUCCUGAUGCAGGCGAUGCUGUUCACUGCCAGUCCGUAUGUUCAAUUACAGACACUGAGGACACUCGGCUUCGCGACGGUGAAGCAAGCCCGCAACAACUUUUACUCAAAAGCCAAGGCCCUCUUCGACACCGACCCCUACCGAGACGACAUCAUCAGCGCCCAGGGCGCCCUCAUGCUCACCUACCACGCCCCGACCACCAACGCCUCCAUCAGCACCUACUGGCUCAGCACCGCCGUGCACUUCGCCCGCAGCGCCCGCGCCGACACCUUCGACACCUUCGCCAGCAGCACCGGCGACGGCACCCCGGCCGGCAACGCCCAGGCCCAGCGCACCGCCACCAUCCUCAAGCGCCUCUGGUGGUGCUGCAUCAUGCGCGACCGCAUCAUGUCCCUCGGCCUGCGCCGCCCCCUGCACAUCGGCGCCGCCGACGUCGACGCCGACCUGCCCGGCUUCGCCGAGCGCGACUUCGCCGACGAGGUGCGCGGCUCGCUCGUCUACGGCCCGGCCACCAAGCAGAUCCUCGUGCAGGUCGCCGUCUCCUUCUCCGAGCUGUGCCCCGUGCUCAACGACGCCCUGGCCAUACUGUACCCGACGCGGGCGGGCGCCGCGCUGGACAACCCGUCGCGCAGCCGGCGCGUCGCCAUGGACUGCCUCGCGCGCCUCGACCGCUGGCACGGCAAGACGCUCGCCAAGUUCCAGGUGCCGCGGCACAGCAACCUGUUCGGCGGCCCCGGCGGCGGCGUCGGCGGCAUCGGCGGCGGCGCGCACCACCAGCACGAGUCGCUGACCCUCUUCACCAACAUGAUGUACAUCUACCACUUCACGGCCAAGGCCGCGCUCUGCAACAAGCUCAUCUUCAUCUCCAUCGCCGACGACGCCGCCGCGCACGAUGGCGACGACGACGCCGGCGGCGGCAACGAGGAGCAGCGGCGCCUGCAGGUGCAGGCCGAGAUGGACCGGUCCCUGCGCGGCAUCACCGACGGCUUCAUGGAGCUCGAGAGCAUGGGCCUCGUCAAGUUCCUGACCAACACCUUCGUCGCCUUCUCGGCCUUCCCCUUCAUCUGGCACAUCCUCGACUCGAAGCUGCUCGAGUCCGAGAGCAGCAGCGGCCGGCGCGGCGGCGACGCGCGGCGCGACCUGCGCGUCUACGCCAACGUCAUGCGCGGCUUCCGCCAGCUCUACGAGAGCACCGACAGCGUGCUGCAGUGCAUCGAGCGGACGGUCAACCACGUCAAGCUCAACGAGAUGCUGUCGUCGUCGCACCACCAGUCGUCGUCGUGCUCGUCCUCGACCUCGCCCUCCUUCUCCGAGAGCUCGUGGGAGAGCCUGCUGGCCAGCACGGGCGGGCCCAUGACGGAGGCGCACGAGCCGGCGGCGGCGGCGGGCAGCAGCAACAGCAACAGCAGCGCGGUCGGGACGCACCACCGCUCCGGCAACGCGUGGGUGGACCUGCUGGUCGGCAAGCCGCAGUCGUACGUGCGCAUCGCGCUGACGGUCGACCUGUCGCUGUCGCGGGGCCAGGUCCCCUCCGAGGCCGACUUCCCCAAGGCCCUGCAGGCGCUGUGCCGCUCGCGCCGCCACGACGUGCUGAGCGCCGCGGCGGCCGUGGAGACGACCGACCUCGGCUUCUACGAGUGUCUGCAGCAGGCGUUUGGGGCUGGGGCCACGGCCUGA
Messenger RNA from Thyridium curvatum, 2709 nucleotides. RefSeq lists its product as uncharacterized. Gene Ontology annotation, biological process: regulation of DNA-templated transcription; DNA-templated transcription. The record is from RefSeq and is a predicted model, not a curated record. Gene Ontology annotation, molecular function: DNA-binding transcription factor activity, RNA polymerase II-specific; zinc ion binding; DNA binding. NCBI's taxonomy places the organism in Eukaryota, Fungi, Ascomycota, Sordariomycetes, Thyridiales, Thyridiaceae. Bases 1 to 2709 code for a protein of 902 amino acids. The transcript is spliced from 4 exons.